Molecule: messenger RNA, 1787 nt
Organism: Helianthus annuus (common sunflower)
Lineage: Eukaryota; Viridiplantae; Streptophyta; Magnoliopsida; Asterales; Asteraceae
Product: tetrahydrocannabinolic acid synthase
Exons: 1
Coding region: 7-1635 (542 amino acids)
Molecular function (GO): oxidoreductase activity; FAD binding
Source: RefSeq, a predicted model, not a curated record
AAACUGAUGAAGAACUCUCGACUAACUUCUUCUGUGUUGAUCCUCUUGGUUCUAUCUCUUUCCUUUUGUGUUUCAUGGGGAUCACGGUACUCCAUCUCUGAUGUUACUCUAACUUCAGAAGAUUUCAUAACCUGUCUCCAAUCCAACUCCACCGAUGCCACCACCAUCUCCCAACUCAUAUUCACUCCCGACAAUUCUUCUUUCUUACCCGUUUGGGAAGUUGCAGUCAACGUUCUCCGGUUCAACAACCCCUCCACUCCUAAACCAACAGUCAUACUAACUCCCACUGAAGAAACACAUAUCCAAGCUGCUCUUUUCUGCGCUAAGAAAUAUGGGUACGAGAUGAGGAUCCGCAGUGGGGGGCAUGACUUCGAGGGCCUCUCGUACACCGCGAAUGCUCCUUUUGUCAUGCUUGAUCUCGUGAACAUGAGGUCUAUUGACAUCAACGUUGAAAACCGGACUGCAUGGGUCCAGGGUGGCGCUUUGCUUGGUGAACUCUACUACACUAUUUCUCAGAGCACCAACACCUUGUAUUUUCCGGCUGGUAUGUGCCCCUCCGUGGGUGUUAGUGGGUUCCUGAGUGGUGGUGGGUAUGGCAACCUUGUGAGAAAAUAUGGUAUCGGUGCAGAUAAUGUUUUGGAUGCUCAUUUCAUGGAUGUCAGUGGAAAUAUUCUUGACAGGGAAUCAAUGGGAGAAGAUUUGUUUUGGGCGAUUCGUGGCGGUGGAGCUUCCAGUUUCGGAAUUGUUCUUGCAUGGAAGCUGAUGUUGGUUCCGGUACCAGAAAGAGUUACUCUUUUCAUAGUGAGUGUAACUCUAGAACAAGGUGCGACGGAUAUUUUCCAUAAAUAUCAAUACGUGUUGCCAAAUUUUGAUCGUGAUUUACAAAUGAGAGUUCAGAUUAACAGCGAAUAUAUAAGCAACACCAACAAUAAAACCAUACGAAUUUUGUUUCAUGGUAUAUAUCAGGGCAAUACUGACACACUGCUUCCGUUGUUGAACCAAAGUUUCCCGGAGCUGAAUGUCACACGAGAAAUCUGCCAAGAAGUACGAAUGGUCCAGUCCACCCUUCAAUUUGGAGGCUUUCCCACCUUGGGCCCGGUCGAGGUUCUUGCGAACCGAUCAGCCAUCCCCAAGACAAACUUCAAAAGCAAAUCAGAUUAUGUCCGGACUCCAAUUCCCAAAGGCGGGCUCAUAGAAAUCUGGGAAAAAUUAUUUGAGAACGACAUGUCUGAGAUGUUGCAGAUGUACACAUUUGGCGGGAAGAUGGAGGAGUACUCAGAUACAGCAAUUCCGUAUCCUCAUAGAGCUGGGGUGUUGUACCAGGUUUACAAGACUGUGAACCUUAUUGAUCAGCCUUCGGAUACGACCACGGUAUCACUUAGACGAAUAGCUUGGCUCCGAAGCUUUGAUAAGACUUUGGAGCCGUAUGUGUCAAGUAACCCGAGGGAGGCGUAUUUGAAUUACAUUGAUCUUGAUUUGGGUGUCGGAAAUGGUAGUUAUGAAGAAGCAAGUGUUUGGGGCGAAAGGUACUGGAAGAGAGAGAAUUUUAAGAAGUUGAUUCGAAUCAAGACCAAAGUUGAUCCAGAGAAUUUCUUUAGGCACCCACAAAGUAUACCACCUCUCUCAGCUAUGUGACGAUCAAUCUUUAAUCCAACCGUCGAAGAAAGAUCAGUUUUAGUUCUGCUUUUUUUUCUUUCUUGAAUAAAUAUGUAAUGUGUUGUAACAAAGGAUGGUUGAAUUUCAUAAGUGUAAUGUGUUGUAAGUUUAUGUGAAUUUUGUUUCUACAA